AUUAAUUUAAUUCUAUCCCUAAUUAUAGAUAUAACACUCGCACUACUUUUGGUUUCAAUUGCAUUCUGACUGCCACAACUAAAUAUAUAUACAGAAAAAUCCAGCCCCUAUGAAUGUGGCUUCGACCCAACAGAAUCAGCUCGCCUGCCAUUCUCCAUAAAAUUCUUCCUAAUUGCUAUCACCUUUCUCCUAUUUGACUUAGAAAUUGCUCUUCUUCUCCCUCUUCCCUGAGCUACCCAUACAACGAACCUUAGCCUUAUAUUAACUAUAGCCCUAGCCCUUAUUACUAUUCUAGCCCUAGGCCUCGCAUAUGAAUGAAUCCAAAAAGGACUUGAAUGAACUGAAU
Carlito syrichta (Philippine tarsier) is the source of this 346-nucleotide messenger RNA. The record is from the annotation of a RefSeq genome assembly. Lineage: Eukaryota; Metazoa; Chordata; Mammalia; Primates; Tarsiidae.